Molecule: messenger RNA, 804 nt
Organism: Blumeria graminis f. sp. triticale
Lineage: Eukaryota; Fungi; Ascomycota; Leotiomycetes; Helotiales; Erysiphaceae
Source: the annotation of a GenBank genome assembly
AUGGAGCAGAUUCAAACUCAUCCGUCUAACGCUGCACAAGCGAAGACUUUCAUUGCGCCUGGUUCCCUCUCUUUUCCAGGUGGCGCUGGUGACCUCACACCGCCCUCUACCGACAUAGAAAAGCAGAAGGUCGCUCAAGCAAAUAAUGCUCAUCAGGCUGUCGUGGGAACUACUGGCAAUGGUAUCACACCCGCUACUCCUGCGGCUACGCCAAACGCGUCACAUGGUGCCACAAUAGGUGUCAGCGGUAUAGUGCCAACGUUGCAGAACAUCGUUGCCACUGUCAAUUUAGAUUGUCGGUUGGACCUAAAGACGAUUGCCCUUCAUGCCAGGAACGCAGAGUACAACCCUAAGCGUUUCGCAGCUGUUAUUAUGCGGAUACGCGAGCCCAAAACCACAGCGUUGAUAUUUGCAUCCGGAAAGAUGGUAGUUACAGGUGCAAAAUCAGAAGAUGAUUCUAAACUAGCCUCUCGAAAAUAUGCUCGAAUAAUACAAAAGCUUGGAUUCAACGCUAAAUUUACAGACUUUAAGAUACAAAAUAUCGUCGGAUCUUGUGAUAUCAAAUUCCCGAUACGGCUGGAAGGACUAGCUUCUAGACAUCACAAUUUCAGCUCCUACGAACCUGAGUUGUUUCCUGGGCUUAUUUAUCGAAUGAUUAAGCCUAAGAUUGUACUAUUGAUUUUUGUUAGCGGAAAAAUAGUCCUUACAGGCGCCAAAGUUCGUGAGGAAAUAUACCAAGCUUUUGAAAUGAUUUAUCCAGUUCUUCAAGGUAAGAAUAUAAAUAAUAUGCAAUUGGCACACUAA